This is a messenger RNA of Dendrobium catenatum, 1516 nucleotides long. Its product is annotated as tyrosine-specific transport protein. Lineage: Eukaryota; Viridiplantae; Streptophyta; Magnoliopsida; Asparagales; Orchidaceae. The record is from RefSeq and is a predicted model, not a curated record. Gene Ontology annotation, biological process: amino acid transmembrane transport. Bases 134 to 1327 code for a protein of 397 amino acids. The transcript has 14 exons.
AUCUCUUCCAUCCAAAAAAUCUUCAAAGUUGUUUCCUUUCCAUCACUCUCCUCCGAAAACUUUAAGAUGUUUCUCCCGCAAUCAAGCCACGGAGGAAUUCGAAAGGCUUUUCUCCAAUCUGAACCAGGCAACGAUGAAAAGAGAACCAGGCAGUUUAACCAGUGCUAUCUUUUUGGUGGCUGGAACCACAGUAGGCGCUGGUAUACUAGCAAUUCCUGCUGUCACACAAGAAGCUGGCUUUCUGGCCUCUGCAAUAACAUGCAUCCUUUGCUGGAUUUAUAUGGUUGUGACAGGAUUAUUGAUUGCUGAGGUAAAUAUGAACACAAUGUGCGAGCUUGGUUCUGGAGGGGUAUCACUGGUUUCAAUGGCCAUGCGGACUCUUGGAAGAGUUGGAGUUCAAGUUGCUUGCUGGUCAUACUUAUUUAUACACUACGCACUCCUUGUGGCAUAUAUAGCUCGAUCUUCAGAUAUCUUGACAAAUUCCUUUGGCAUUCCAUUAUGGGAGAGUGCCACCUUAUUUUCGUUAAUUUUCGGAGGUGUCUGCUACUAUGGAAGUCAGCGGGUCAUCGGAGCAAUUAAUGGGUUUUUGGUUUUCGGCAUCAUCAUUUCAUUUGCAGCCCUCGUGGGAGUAGCAAGCGGUGACCUGCAAUGGAAUUCUCUUCUUCGGGCUAAUGUUGAGGCCGUUCCACGAAGUGUUCCUAUAAUUGCUCUGUCGUUUGUCUAUCAGAACGUAGUUCCAGUUCUUUGCACAAAUCUUGAGGGAAACCUAUCAAAAGUCAGGUCUGCUAUUGUCUUCGGGACAGCUGUUCCCCUUGCUUUGUUCAUUAUCUGGGAUGCUGUAAUACUUGGCGUUCUUCCAAAUUUUGAGAUGAACACUGCAAAUAUCAUUGACCCCCUCGAGCAGCUGCGGUCAAAUAAUGGGAUGGUUGGGCCAAUUGUGGAGGUGUUCUCAUUUCUUGCCAUAGCCACAUCUUAUAUCGGAUUUGUUCUGGGGCUUACAGACUUCAUUGCUGACUUGCUUAAGCUACCAGCUGGGCAGAACAAGCCGUUGCCAUACUUGCUGACUUUGUUGCCACCUCUCAUUUUAUCAUUGCUUGAUCCAGAAAUAUUUUUCAAAGCCUUGGACUUCGCAGGGACUUAUGGAGUUCUUGUGCUAUUUGGUGUUCUUCCUGGUGCCAUGUCUUGGUCAGAGAGGUACUCAAGUUCCUCAGCUUCCUCAAUGGUUCCACCAUUGGUUCCUGGAGGGAAAAUUACACUCACCAUUGUCAUUGGUUUCGCCAUGAUUAUUAUAUUUUGGGAGUUGCUUGAGAAUGUUGUGCACCUGUAAUAAUAGUCAGUAUCGUGGAGAAGAAGGGGCAUAUUAUGUUGUCAGAUAUUUAUGCAAAGUUUUGUAUGAAAGUAUGAUCUUCUUCCUUAUGGAUGCUCUUACAGUAUAGUCUCAAAGUGUUCUCUGCAAGUAACUUACUUAAACAUUAUAUACGUAACAAAGGAAACAAUUAUUGCAAGUUGUUUGAUA